Molecule: messenger RNA, 729 nt
Organism: Penicillium arizonense
Lineage: Eukaryota; Fungi; Ascomycota; Eurotiomycetes; Eurotiales; Aspergillaceae
Exons: 8
Coding region: 1-729 (242 amino acids)
Biological process (GO): spliceosomal snRNP assembly
Cellular component (GO): spliceosomal complex
Molecular function (GO): RNA binding; zinc ion binding
Source: RefSeq, a predicted model, not a curated record
AUGUUGUCUCUAACUCUGGAAGCCCAGCUAGAGGGCGUGACUGCCCUCCAGCCCACCGACACAGAGGAAAACCCUUACUACUACACCUUCCGCGUGUCAUGCACUUCUUGCCAUGAGACGCACCCGAACUGGGUUUCUUUCAAUCGUUUUGAAACGCAUGAGAUCCCUGGUAGUCGGGGCGAGGCUAAUUUUGUGUGGAAGUGUCGUCUCUGCACUAAAACCCAUUCGGCAUCCAUUCUCAACGCACCCAAGGCCUACGAAGCCCAGGAGAAGCGUAACUCCCAGAAGAUCAUCGAGAUGGACUGCCGUGGCCUCGAAUUUGUCGAGUUCAAGCCUGACGGCGACUGGGAAGCCAAGGCUGUCGAGUCUACCACUACCUUCUCAGGUAUUGACCUUCUCGAAGGCGAGUGGUAUGACUAUGACGAGAAAAAGGGCGAGGAGGUUAGCAUCAAGGAGCUGACCUGGAAGUUCCAACCACUCAACCCCCGCCCGUUCCUACAGGCUCACGUCGGCACUGAAGUCCUCAUCCGCCUCAAGUGGGGCCAGACGGAAUACAAGGGCAAGCUCGAGAGCAUCGAUUCAUACAUGAACGUCUUGCUGCGCGAUACGGAAGAAUUUAUCGAUGGGAAGCCUACCGGUUCGCUGGGUCUUGUUUUGAUCAGAUGCAACAACAUCCUCUGGAUGGGCUCCGCGGAUAGUGUCGAGAUGACGGAUCUCGAGUUAAAAUAA